Naegleria lovaniensis is the source of this 999-nucleotide messenger RNA. RefSeq lists its product as uncharacterized. Lineage: Eukaryota; Heterolobosea; Eutetramitea; Acrasida; Naegleriidae. Gene Ontology annotation, molecular function: dioxygenase activity. The record is from RefSeq and is a predicted model, not a curated record. The coding region runs from base 1 to 999 and encodes 332 amino acids. The transcript has a single exon.
AUGAUACUCUCAAACCAAUCCAUACCGUCACAGCAGCAAUCGGCCAGUGGACAAAUUCCAAUCAUUUCCUAUAAGAGCACGACGGAAGAGAGAAAGCAUGAAAUACGAUCAGCUCUCACCUCCGUUGGAUUUUUCUACUUGGUCGAUCACCCAUUAGUUUCUGAUAUGCGGAAAGCUUUUGAAUAUUCUAAAAAGUUUUUUGAUCUUCCCUUUGAAGUGAAAAAUCAAUUUCAUACUCUCAAAGGUGGAAGUGGCUACAUUUCAAAGAGCUCUGAACGACUUAAUGGAACUGAUAUUGAUUUGAAGGAGGCAUAUAAUGUAAGACUGCAAAACAGUCCCAAUGAUCAAGGUGAAGAGGUGAAUUAUUUUCCAGAUGAGACACAAUUUCUAAACUUGGAAGGUUUUGAAAAAUUCAGUAAGGACCUGUUUAAUGCAUUGCAUGAUUUGUUGUGUGAAAUUUUGGAUGAUUUACAAAGUAGUUUGACCAUUCAAAACAAAACGAGAGGUUCCACAGAGCCAUUGGAAAACAAUUAUUUCUCUUCCACGCAUAGUGACAAGGAGCAUUCAUUAAGAUAUUUGCAUUAUCCAAAAAUUGACAAGAAUAACCUCUCAUCGUCAGCUAGUGAUAGAAAUGGAGCAGGCUUGCAUUGUGACUAUGGAUCAAUUACAUUACUAUUUCAGGAUGAUGUGGGAGGAUUGCAAGUAUUGAAUCGAGUGACCAAUGAAAUGAUGAAUGCUCCCUAUGUUCCAGAUUCAAUGAUUGUGAAUUGUGGAGAUUUGAUGCAGGAAUGGACUAGUGGCGAAUAUAAGAGCGUGCCUCAUCAAGUAGUGCUUACAAAUUAUGACCGUGAUAGAUAUAGUAUUGCAUAUUUUGGUCAGCCUAAUAAGGAUUGCUAUAUUAGCUCAAUUGACAUGACAGCAUACGAUUAUCUCAUGAAAAAGUUUGAAAAGAGCUAUACCAUUAAGCAGCAAUCAAAAACAACUACAACCACUCCUUAG